This is a messenger RNA of Magnolia sinica, 1889 nucleotides long. RefSeq names its product transcription factor MYB46-like. The record is from RefSeq and is a predicted model, not a curated record. Bases 253 to 1245 code for a protein of 330 amino acids. The transcript has 2 exons. NCBI's taxonomy places the organism in Eukaryota, Viridiplantae, Streptophyta, Magnoliopsida, Magnoliales, Magnoliaceae.
GAAGGUCCCCCUCCAAACCGUUUGCCACUCCACCCAAAAACAAACAAAAAAAAAACCUCUCUCUUUCUCUUUCUCCUUCUCCAUAUUCUAAGCAAACCCCACACCUAUCACAAAUCAUGAUGAUCAUGAUCAUUAUCGAACCUUGUUACUCCCUCCACCACCUUUCUUUUUUUCCUUCUAUAAAUUCCCUUCUUCUCUCUUUCAUGCCAGUUGGAAUAACAAGACUCCUAAGAAAGUAGUCAUAUACUGCAAAUGAGGAAGCCAGAUCAGUUACCCAAAAACACCCACGCCCAAAACAACACCAAACUUAGGAAAGGCCUCUGGUCUCCUGAAGAAGAUGACAAGCUCGUCACCUACAUGCUUCGCAAUGGCCAAGGCUGUUGGAGUGACGUCGCUCGCAAUGCCGGCCUCCAACGCUGUGGCAAGAGCUGCCGUCUUCGUUGGAUCAAUUACCUCAGGCCUGAUCUCAAACGAGGCGCCUUCUCUUCCCAGGAAGAAGAUCUCAUCAUCCAUUUACAUUCCAUCCUUGGAAACAGAUGGUCGCAGAUCGCUGCUCGCUUGCCGGGGCGGACCGACAACGAAAUAAAGAAUUUUUGGAAUUCCACCAUAAAGAAAAGGCUUAGGAAUUCAUCAUUAUCGUCACCAAAGCAUAGCGAUUCUUCGGAACCUUGUGAAGUCAUGGUCGGACACACAUCCAUUCACGACCAUGAUAUCAUGACCAUAUGCAUGGACGCGUCGUCGGCGUCAUCAUCAUCAUCAAUUCAAGCUAUUACUCUGAGCAACCGGUUGGAUCCGUCCCCCCAUUUCAGCAACAGUUGCAUUGUCGCCGGCUUGUCGGGCUACCCGUAUAUGCCUCCUUGCUUAACACAAGAUGGCAUGGAUGAUGCAUUGUAUGGGGAUGAUGGGAUGUUGAUGGGUAGUCACAUGGGGGUAGAAGGAGAGAAUUUUGUUCCACCCUUAGAGAGUGUAAGCUUAGAAGAUAGUAUUAUUACUACUAUUGCUCAUAGCAUUAGUGAUAAUAAUAUCACUUAUGAUAACAACAACAACAUCAAUAAUGACAUAAACAUCCCCAACAACAACCACAACAACAACAACAACAACAACAACAAUAAUAAAGGAGGUAGUGUCAUAGAGAGUGGGAAUUAUUGGGGAGGUGAAAAUUUAAGGGUGGGGGAGUGGGAGUUGGAGGAUUUGAUGGGAGAUAUUUCUUCCUAUUUUCCUUUCCUUGAUUUCCAAGUUGAAUGAUUGAAGGUCAAGAACAUAGUGGGUCCCACUGUUUUCUUUUUUCAUUUUUUUAUUUUAAAUUUCUAUGGGGAUGGACAGAGCUCUCUCCUUUAGUAAAAAGAAAUAAAAAUAAUAAAAAAACUCAAGUUCCUUUACUCAGAUAACCAAGAAAAAAAAAUGCUUUGGAAAAAUCCAAAAAUAUCCUGUAGUCACUUGGAAUUAUUUACCAAUGCUUAGGAAUGUGGCAAGGGUAUUUUAGGAACCCUGAGAAUGUUGGGCUCGCAUAUUCUUUCAUAUGAAGUACGGAUUGCAUAUUUUGGAGGGGGCAUUUCAAUCUUGUGGGGCAAUAAAAAUAGCUGAAGAGAAAUGUGAAUAGUGAUGAUGCAAGUAGUGGGGACCACCACAUUGGUGGUGAUUUGUAGUUUCAAUGAAAUGUAAAAACAAAGGGAGAGAAUGUAGAGUGGAAUUCUGGAAGUUGAAUAGGAUUUACCACCUCUCUCUCUCUCUCUCUCUCUCUCUCUCUCACGGUGAUGUCUACAUGACAUCCAACCCGUCCAUCAUGUUUCCAUUGUUCUCCUUAGAGCCCAAAAAUCAGGGGCCUCACUCAUGUAAAAUCGUGCCUAAAACCACUAAAAUGAUGUGGUGUGGCCCACCUUAGCUUAAGA